Molecule: messenger RNA, 3794 nt
Organism: Sciurus carolinensis (gray squirrel)
Lineage: Eukaryota; Metazoa; Chordata; Mammalia; Rodentia; Sciuridae
Gene: Akap1
Product: A-kinase anchoring protein 1
Exons: 12
Coding region: 241-2835 (864 amino acids)
Molecular function (GO): RNA binding
Source: RefSeq, a predicted model, not a curated record
GAAGCACCUGGCUGCAGGAAGAACAGGUCAGCCCAACUCGAGGGUGCUCCCAAGCGGCUGUGGACUAGCAAUGGGCCCUGCAGGGAGAUCGGAGAAGUGUGAACCAAACUGUAGGACUGAUGAACCCGAUUCUCAAAUGCAUACCAAAUAGUGAUUAUCUGAUUAUCUGAGAUUCUACACAGUGGGAGAAAAGAUUAAGGACCAUUUCCUAAACUGGCAUAACUACUUCGGGCCUCCAGGAUGGCAAUCCAUUUCCGUUCACUCUUCCCCUUGGCAUUGCCUGGAAUGUUGGCGCUCCUCGGCUGGUGGUGGUUUUUCUCCCGUAAAAAAGAGCAGGUGAGCAGCAAUGAUAAACCGGUGGAGUCUGGUGCUGUGGUGCUGAGGGCCAGCCCCAACAUCAAGAAAUCGCCCCCCAUGGAAGAGGCCUGUCCUGGAGUUGUGUCCACACCUCCCAGUGUCACACAGCCACUAGAAAAGGAACAGUCCGCUGCUAGCAAGCCCUCCGUGGAGCCCCCAGCCUCGCUGCGCACACACCUGACCUGUCGCAGAUCAGAGUCCUCAGGCUGCCUCCCUAACACCACAGACUCGAGAUCUCAACCAGGAACACGCAAAGACGACAGCGCAAAGGUGGAACUCGCCCUGAUGGGUGAUGAAGCCAGAUCUCUUCCUCUCGAGUGUCCCCUCCCAUCUCCCAAGGAUGUUCUGUUCCCCCACGAAGCCGUUGAGGUGUGUAAGCGAGAGGUGGUGUUCAGUAAGGUGCCAGGGAGGGGCUGGCCUGGCCAGUCUGUGUGCGCUGCAGAGAAGUAUGGCCCCGGGGACAAGGCAAGAGAGACAGGUGGAGCCGAGGGGACCGGCGAUGCAGUGCUGGGGGAGAGUGGGCUUGAAGAAGGCCUGUUGUCGCAGGAGCGUGUCUCAGAAUUAGAGAACAGCAAGGCCCUCAGCCUCGCCCCGCCAGGAGGCGGAGGAGAGAAGGGGAGCGGUGGCUCCUUCUCCCCACCCAGAGAAGAGUCCGCAGUCGGGAAGUUGUUAAGUAGCUCUGGCAAGUCGACUCACGCAGAGCUGGCAAAGGAUGAAGAGAUGCAGGCAUCUGAGGUCCGAGACGUGGCAGGAGAACUAGGCAGAAAGGAGAGCUUGGAUAAGGAGAGGAUUGAGCAGGCUGCUUUCCAGAUAAUCUCCCAGGUGAUCUCGGAAGCGACCGAAGAGGUGCUGGCCAGCACGGGGGGCAAGAUGGCAGGUCAGUUAUAUCAGGCCUCAGGCAGUCAGACUCGAGGACAGGAGGAGAACUGUACCCCAGCCAGCCAGAAAACUGCCCUGCAGCAAGACACUGCAGAGGCUGCUCCAAUCAUAGUGGGGUCAGCUGCUGGCCUAGCGGACUCUGCCCUUCCCUCGCCAGGCCCACCAGCAGAGGACCUGCCAUCACCAAAGACCUAUGUGAGCUGCCUGAGCAGCCCGCUGUCCAGCCCCACCAAGGACAGGAAACCAAAGAACUCCGCACACCCCAUCUCCCUGGCCCCUUGCCCACCUCCAGCAACCCCCCUCAGAGAGUCACUGGAUGAGGCUUGCAUCCUGGCGGGAGAUGCCACCUGUGUUACCUGUGCGUCAGACAGCCAGAGUGCUCCUUCCACGGCCGCCUCGGAGCAGUGCUCAGAUUCCGUCAGCACUUCAGGGCUCGAAGACUCUUGCACAGAGACCAACUCAAGCCCCAGGGACAAGGCUGUCACCCCGCCACUGCCAGAUAGUACUGUGCCCUUCAGUAACGGGGUGCUGAAAGGGGAGUUGUCAGACUUGGGGGCUGAAGACGGAUGGACCGUGGACCCAGAAGCAGAUCACUCGGGAGGUUCCGACGGGAACAGCAUGGAUUCUGUGGAUAGCUGUUGCAGCCUCAGGAAGGCUGACAGUUUCCAGAAUGCCCAGGCAGGCUCCAACCCUAAAAAGGUUGACCUCAUCAUCUGGGAGAUCGAGGUGCCAAAGCACUUAGUUGGUCGGCUAAUCGGCAAGCAGGGGCGGUACGUGAGUUUCCUGAAGCAAACUUCUGGUGCCAAGAUCUACAUCUCAACCCUGCCUUACACCCAGAACAUCCAGAUCUGCCACAUAGAAGGCUCUCAGCAUCAUGUGGACAAAGCUCUGAAUUUGAUUGGAAAGAAGUUUAAGGAACUGAACCUCACCAACAUUUACGCUCCCCCGCUGCCUUCGCUGGCACUGCCCUCUCUACCAAUGACGUCCUGGCUCAUGCUGCCCGAUGGCAUCACUGUGGAGGUAAUCGUGGUCAACCAGGUCAAUGCUGGGCACCUGUUUGUGCAGCAGCACACGCACCCCACCUUCCAUGCACUGCGCAGCCUGGACCAGCAGAUGUACCUCUGCUACUCUCAGCCUGGAAUCCCCACCUUGCCCACCCCCGUGGAAAUAACCGUCAUCUGUGCCGCCCCUGGUGCGGACGGGGCCUGGUGGCGAGCCCAAGUGGUUGCCUCCUACGAGGAGACCGACGAGGUAGAGAUUCGCUACGUGGACUACGGUGGAUACAAGAGGGUGAAAGUAGACGUGCUCCGGCAGAUUCGGUCUGACUUUGUGACCUUGCCAUUCCAGGGAGCGGAAGUCCUUCUGGACAGUGUGAUGCCCCUGUCAGAUGACGACCACUUUUCACCUGAGGCAGACGCAGCGAUGAGCGAGAUGACAGGCAACACGGCGCUUCUGGCGCAGGUGACAAGUUACAGUCCAACUGGCCUUCCUCUCAUUCAGCUGUGGAGUGUGGUUGGAGACGAAGUGGUGCUGAUAAACCGGUCACUGGUGGAGCGAGGCCUCGCGCAGUGGGUGGACAGCUACUACUCAAGCCUUUGACCCCGGCUCCUGAGCCACUUCUUGAGUCUUUUUUGCACUGUUGAAAUUGGGCUUGGCACUCAAGGCAAAGAUUUAACAUCAGAGUAAUAAACAUCGUCCUCUCGAGUCCUCUCUUUCCCCUUCUGUAGGUCCUAUCGAGAAGACAUUUCCUCUCCGAGGGAAAAGGACAGAACGGCGGGUUCCUUUCAAAGCCAUUGGAUGGUGUUUGACAAGCCAGCUGGCUCGACCUCAUUGACCUAAGCUGGUUAAAAUGAAAAAUUGAAGAGAAGCGGUCUCAACCAGGUGUCUGUUCCCCUCCGUUCAUUCCCGUCUUCUUCCUUCCCACCCUCUCCACCAAAACUCCACAGACUCCAGCAGGCAGGCCACAGGCCGUGUGGUGUGGCUUGCUGCAAAGGGUUUCUUUUACUUCAAAGUCUUUCUUCAGGGAACCAGCCAUGGACUGACUGACUGGUACCAGUUCGCUGUACGGCUCAACAUAAAUGAAUUGAUGGUGUUUGAUCAGUUUUUAUACACUUCCUCUAGGUUUCUGGAAACCCAGACUUUUUUAAUGCAGGUGUAAAUAAUGGAGCAAUCGUCACACCUCUAGCCCUUGUGAUUGGGAAGGGGAACUGUUAUCUUGCCAAGCCUGGUUGUAAUUUAUAACCAUUUUCUAUUUGUGCAAAUUCUGUAAAUAUAUGUUUAAAAAUGUAUUAUUUUGUACAAGAGACACUGGAGAACAAAGGGAACUCAAGGUUUUUCCACACACUUCACCUGUAAGUAGAAAUGAAUCCUGUAGAGGGCGGCUGCCAAUCCUGGCUCCUCUUCCAGGAAUUCCAGGGGUUCCUGCAUAUUGGACAGGUGACUGUCUGGGAUAGAUUGUCAUUUGGGGAUUUUUUUGCUGUACACACUUGUUUAAAAAAAAAAAAAAAAAAAAGUAAUUCAUUGAAUACCUUGUAGUGGUGUGUUUGAUUCUUUUUUUA